Molecule: messenger RNA, 515 nt
Organism: Chrysoperla carnea
Lineage: Eukaryota; Metazoa; Arthropoda; Insecta; Neuroptera; Chrysopidae
Exons: 3
Coding region: 54-515 (153 amino acids)
Source: RefSeq, a predicted model, not a curated record
UAUCAGUUUACAAAAACAACCACAACAAUAUCAGUUGAAAAAACAAUUUUAUAAUGAUGUGGGUGCUGCACGUAAUUCAAACGUGCAGCAAAGUUUGUGCAAUAGUUUUAAUAUUAAUUAAUUUCAGUUCUAGUGAAAAUAUUAGUGAAUCGUUAAGUGUAAAUCGAACUAAUCAUAGUGUAAAACAUGUGCCGACUAAUAGAAUUUCGAGUAGAAUUUCGAGUAGACUUAAUAAUAUCGAAACAAUACCAUUGUAUAAAUUACUACAAGAGAAGAAUUUAACCGUAGAAAAUUCGGAAUUAUUAAAAGCAAGUUGGCCACGGAAAAUUUUCCAAUGUAUACGUUCACGAAAUAUAUUUCAAUGUAUGAAAAUUUUUCUAUUACAACGUUCCGAAAUGGCAUUGGAACGUAUUAAUAUGAAUCAAUUAUCGAAAACGAAUAUUUCAUGGUUUGAUGAUAUUUUAACUUUGCAAAAUGAUUCGAGCGUUGAUUUUGUAAUGGAACAUUUGAUUUAG